GUCAAAGCUAGCGCGCGGCAAACGAGGCUAGACGUGCGAUGGGCCGCCAAAACUUCCCAGCAAUCGGUAAAAUGUACGCGACUAUACCGCCGAGCACGCUCCAAAUCCAAAUUUAAUUACAUUAUCGAACAUAUAUUUAAUAAUUACUAAAAUAAUAUUGUGCAAUAGAAAUGAGUGGCAGCCAAAAGGUAAAUGGGGACCGAUUGAGUUUCACAACAGAACAACAAGCUUCUGACGAGACCUAUGAAAUGAUUCCACACAAUACUAAGAAUAAGGACCCGGGGUCAAAAUUUGACCUUUUGUUUCCUGAAAUCGAGGAGGUGCUUGGUCCAAGCCCCACAUUUCGACCAUGCACUCUUGUCUGGCGAGACCUAACAGUGCAUACCAAACUCAAAGAUGGAAAGCUUAAGAGACUUGUGAACAAUGUGAGCGGUAUCGCAAAACCUGGCACGAUGACUGCGUUAAUGGGACCUAGUGGAGCUGGAAAAACUACACUAAUGACUGCAUUGGCACAUCGAAAUCCAGUGGGAACAAUAGUGGACGGUGAAAUCCUAAUGAACGGCACCCCACUGGGCGAGUUCAUGCAUCAGGAGAGCGGAUAUAUGCACCAAGAUGAUCUGUUCGUCGAAAACCUCACAGUUAUUGAACACCUCACUAUUAUGGCCCGACUACGCAUGGACGGUCGAACCUCCUCCCUAGCUCGCAAGAGACGGGUGAACCAGCUCCUGAGGCAGCUCUCACUGUACGGGUCCAGAUUCACUCUCAUCGGAGGCCUGGAUGGAAGGAAGACUUUGUCAGGCGGGGAGAGAAAGAGACUGGCGUUUGCCACUGAGCUCUUAACCGACCCCGGCCUCCUCUUCUGCGACGAGCCAACAACUGGUCUCGACUCAUCAUCAGCCCAUCAGAUGAUGACAUUGCUCCGAGCCAGUGCAGCCCAGGGCAAGACUGUCAUAUGCACCAUACAUCAGCCCAAUACGGAGCUCAUGGCACAGUUCGAUAAGUUGGUACUGUUAGCUGAAGGAAGAGUGGCAUUCGCUGGUACCGCGUCUCAGGCUUUGAGUUUCUUUCAAAGCCUCGGAUACAACUGCCCAAUGAUGUACAAUCCUACGGACUACUUCAUAAAGGUGCUGUCUCUCACUCCUGGCUCGGAGUCAGCAUCACGACAAGCCAUCAAGAACGUCUGCGACAGGUUCGCAGUCAGCGAUGCUGCCAAAGAAUUAGACAUGGAAAUACAUUUUGAAUUUCAUUUGAUGGAUAGUGAUAACUCCACGCGAUCCGUGGCUCAAGAUAAACAUGAUACCUUCGAACCUCCGUUUUUCCUCACAAAGCUGUGUUGGUUAAUAUAUCGGUAUCUACUUAUAAUACUUCGAGAUCCACGAGUGCAAUUUGUAAGGAUAAUACAAAAAUUGGCUAUAGCUUUAACAGCAGGCCUCUGCUUCAUGGGCACAGCUAGACUCACACAAUCCGGCAUCCAAGAUGUUCAAGGUGCCCUCUUCAUCAUCAUAGCAGAGAACACGUUCACCCCCAUGUACUCAGUCCUCCAUAUGUUCCCUGAGGAGUUCCCUCUGCUGAACAGGGAACUGAAAGCUGGAUUGUAUUCGGCGCCUAUUUAUUAUACUGCGAGGAUGGUGGCUUUGCUGCCAGGUUUGCUGAUAGAGCCGACACUGUUCACCCUGGUGGUGUACUGGAUCGCAGGUCUUCGUGGCUCGCUGUAUGCCUUCAGCUUCACCGUGUUCUUGGCUAUACUGGUGCUGAACGUAGCUAUCGCCUGUGGUUCAUUCUUCUCGUGUGCGUUUGGUUCAAUGCCAGUCGCCAUAGCAUACCUCGUGCCCUUCGACUACGCUCUCAUGAUGACCUCGGGUAUCUUCAUUAAGCUAAGCUCUAUGCCAAAAUACGUCUCCUGGAUCCGCCAUUUAUCUUGGCUCAUGUACUCCAAUGAAGCUAUGAGCAUUUUACAAUGGGAUGGCGUCCAAAAUAUAACUUGCAUCACAGAUGAACCCGGUAUGCCGUGCCUAAGCACCGGGGAACAAGUCCUGGUGACCUACGACUUCGCCAGCAAUAAUCUAUGGAUGGACGUCCUCGCCCUCUUCAUCCUAUACCUGGCUUUCCACAGCCUAGCCGUUUUGGCUCUUAGACACAGAACCAGGAGAAAAUAAAGUUAUAAUACCUUUCAAUGUUUUUGGUAUGGUGUCUAUUACGAUAAAUGUAUUCAGCCAGGUGUAAAUAAUUUAAAUAAAGAAUUUAUUGUACUGAU
Messenger RNA from Helicoverpa zea (corn earworm), 2254 nucleotides. RefSeq names its product protein scarlet (gene -w-2). Lineage: Eukaryota; Metazoa; Arthropoda; Insecta; Lepidoptera; Noctuidae. The coding region runs from base 171 to 2156 and encodes 661 amino acids. The transcript is spliced from 14 exons. Gene Ontology annotation, cellular component: plasma membrane. Gene Ontology annotation, molecular function: ATP binding; ATP hydrolysis activity; ABC-type transporter activity. The record is from RefSeq and is a predicted model, not a curated record.